This is a messenger RNA of Grammomys surdaster, 3304 nucleotides long. Its product is annotated as heparan sulfate glucosamine 3-O-sulfotransferase 3A1. NCBI's taxonomy places the organism in Eukaryota, Metazoa, Chordata, Mammalia, Rodentia, Muridae. The record is from RefSeq and is a predicted model, not a curated record. Bases 18 to 1199 code for a protein of 393 amino acids. The transcript is spliced from 2 exons. Gene Ontology annotation, molecular function: [heparan sulfate]-glucosamine 3-sulfotransferase activity.
CGUCCCCUCCGGCUAGGAUGGCCCCCUCGGGUCCCGCCGGCGCCCAGUCCAGCCCGGCGGAGCCACUGUCGCGCAGCAUCUUCAGGAAGUUCUUGCUGAUGCUUUGCUCGCUACUCACUUCCCUCUACGUCUUCUACUGUCUGGCCGAGCGCUGUCCGCCCGGCUCGGGCCCCGUCGCGGGGGUCCCGGGGAGAGGCGUCCCUGCAGGACCCAGGGAACUGGCGAUGUGGCCCGUGGGGGCGCCAAGGAAGCGCCUCUGGCAGCUGCGGCAGCGGAGGAGGCGCGGGCGGCCGGGGCCAGGAGACAGUAGCGACCAGGAUGAGCAGAACCCUGGGCUGGCCGCCGCUCCAGGAGGCUCCGGGGCAGGAAGCAGCGUGGCCGAGGCCCAGCCGGGGACCCUGGCCUUACUCCUGGACGAGGGCAGUAAGCAGCUGCCGCAGGCCAUCAUCAUCGGCGUGAAGAAGGGCGGCACGCGGGCGCUGCUGGAGUUCCUGCGCGUGCACCCCGACGUGCGCGCCGUGGGCGCCGAGCCCCACUUUUUCGACCGCAGCUACCACAAGGGCCUCGCCUGGUACCGGGACCUGAUGCCCAGAACCCUUGAGGGACAGAUCACCAUGGAGAAGACGCCCAGCUACUUUGUGACCCGGGAGGCACCCGCGCGCAUCUCGGCCAUGUCCAAGGACACCAAGCUCAUCGUGGUAGUGCGCGACCCGGUGACCAGGGCCAUCUCAGACUACACGCAGACACUGUCCAAGCGGCCGGACAUCCCCAGCUUCGAGAGCCUGACGUUCCGCAACCGCAGCGCGGGCCUCAUAGACACGUCCUGGAGCGCCAUCCAGAUCGGUCUGUAUGCCAAGCACCUGGAGCCCUGGCUGCGCCACUUCCCGCUCGGCCAGAUGCUCUUCGUGAGCGGGGAGCGGCUGGUCAGUGACCCGGCCGGCGAACUGCGCCGCGUGCAGGACUUCCUGGGCCUCAAGCGCAUCAUCACCGACAAGCACUUCUACUUCAACCAGACCAAGGGCUUCCCGUGCCUCAAGAAGGCGGAGGGCAGCGGCAAGCCUCACUGCCUGGGCAAGACUAAGGGCCGUGCACACCCCGCCAUCGCGCGCGAGGUGGUGCGGCAGCUGCGGGACUUUUACCGUCCUUUCAAUCGCAAGUUCUACCAGAUGACAGGCCGCGACUUCGGCUGGGAUGGAUAGCAGAAAUAAUUUAAAAAGAAAAAAAAUAUCAAAAUAUAAUAUAUUUUUUUACCAGUCGGUAGAGAAAAGACAGUUUAAUAUUUGUGUAUUAAGAGUAUGUGUUGCAGUAUUUUUUUUCUUCAGGUCUCCAUGGAUAAUCAGCACCAAACAUGCGCAUAACAGAAAAGGAGAUUUCAUGUAUCUAAGCAUCUCCUAUCUCAGUUUAUGUUCUGAGGACUCAUCCACAAAGGAUAAGCACUAGUACCCCGCUAAUCUGUGUUAAGAACUCCCUCCCCGACCCCCACCCACCCAGGGUAAACUUCUCUUUUGUUACUCACAGAAACCUGAUAGAAUUGAGACCAGGCCUUCCAGUUUUGUUUUGUUUUGUUUUUUCUCCUAAGUCAUUUCUCAGCUAAGAUACAGUGUAUGCACAAGGUCGUUUUUUCCAUUGUAGUUUUGACCCUUACACCACCACUGCAAGCAUGUAGUGCGUUUCUAGAGAUCAUCAUUUGCUAUUUUAGAGAUAAGGGAAACUGAGUCUCAGGGAGGUCGAAUGACUUAUCUUAAAGCUGGAUGGUGGGUCCUGAACAAAAUUCUGUCUGCCGCUUUUUCUCUAUUUUAUGACACUGCCCCCAACCCCACCUCGCUGGAGCGUAUAAGACACCUGGAGCUUUAGAAGCUCCAGAGUGAUCCGGAAAGAGGGCGGGAGUGGGGGGGGGGGGAAUAACAGAACUUGUUACUGCAUGCAACAUGAGUCCCAGGCUGGCCUAUGGCACACAGCCUCAUUACAAAGCUGUAUUCAAUGAAGCCACAGAGAUGGAGACACAAGCCCUCUGGGGAGCCCAUCUUGCCUCUUGGCUGAUCAAAGGAUGCUAAGACAAGGAGAUCUGACCUAUGGGUGGUCAUCUGAGUCCCAGAGAAAUUACUGAACUCUUCUAUAGAGGGAAGAUAGACAGAACUAGAAGUGUUGCAGAUUAGCGCUCACUGGCUCUUAAUUUGACUUCUUUUUUUUUUUUCUAAGAAAAACUCAAUUCAAUUAGAACUUAUCAAUACGAAUUCCAUUCUCCUUGUUUUAGAAACAAAAUUCCCCUUUUCUUUGUAGUAUCUUGGGUCAGACCUCAGUUAACAACUCCUUCCCAGCUCCCCCUGUUUUCACAGACUGAGGCCUGUCACUCACUGUCUUUAUCCAUGUUCUUCAUUUCCCUGUCGUAUGAAUUAUAACCUAGUACUCACUAAUGUUUGGAAAAUAUUCUCAGAAAAGAAACAUGGUGGUGGAUGGAAUGGUGAUGUCCCCUCUGCUCCCACCUCAUACCCCUGUCUAAGUGGCUCGAAUGAAUCAAUAGUUUAUUAAGAGGACUCCUUGCUCUCUGAGUGGGUACUAACGAGAUUAGCAUGAAUGGGAAUUAAAUUGGUUUACCAAGGAGCACAUAUGUGCUGAUCAUAUGAAACAGCCAUAAUUACUCUGUCAGCGACAUUUUACCACAGGUUUAAGACCAAGAAGAACAUGUUUGUUAUUCUAUCAAUAUUUCCUUUUAUCUACUGAAAUUUAAAGGGCCAGAUACUUUAAUAAACUAAAAGAAUGUGCUGCUUUCUCUGCUGUCAAUCAAAAGGAACUAAAGUGUGUUUUACAAUGUGCUGGAUGACCAAUGGGUUUGUUUGUCAUAGGUGUUCCAUCAGGCUUGUACAUGUCUCUUAGGAAGACUAGUAUGUAGUUAAAGUGAAGUGAAAACAUCAUUUCAAGUUUCUGAAUAUUUUGUCAUCUUUGGAUUUAUUUGCUGAUAUCCCAUUAAUAGGAAUUAAGCCCUGAACACAGGUUGCCCUUUUCACUUUGUCUCCUACACUUCUAGGUCCUUGGUGUCCAGUGCCACAGUCUGUUUUUAGUCGCCGUGAGUCAUCACCAGCAGCCACUGGAGACUCGUUCUCAACUCUGCUCAUUUUUUUGAUUUGUUUGUCCAUCUGAAUCUUUUGUAUUCCCCUUGCUGCCUGCCUUUAUGUGAAAGCGGCUUGCACAAAAAAUAAAUAAAUAAAUAAAUAAACCAACAGAAUUGUAUCUAACAGCUGCACUCGGCAACCUCCCUCUUUUCCCAUGGAAGAGAUAAUAAAAGAACAAAAUUGAGUGCAAAGGA